Messenger RNA from Scutellospora calospora, 141 nucleotides. The record is from the annotation of a GenBank genome assembly. NCBI's taxonomy places the organism in Eukaryota, Fungi, Glomeromycota, Glomeromycetes, Diversisporales, Gigasporaceae.
AUGAUAGAAAGUGAAGAAUUAUCAUCAUAUUCACCUAUAUUGCAUUCUAAAGCAAGGUCUAUGCAAAAUUUUAAAGCAUUGUUUUUAUUGAAUAGAAAAUCUUCAAAUGCUAAAGAAUCACAAAAAGCUAAGAUGACUUAA